AUGAAGCAGAGAAAAGCAAAGAGCUGCAGGACUGCCAUGGACUUCUGCUGUUUCUGUGGACGUGGAGAGGACGAGCCCUUUAAUCAAGGUGGAAGCACAUCAUUAGAGUCGGCGGAGGGAUGUGCAGAAUUCUCACCCAAGGAGCCUCAAACGCAACAAGAUUAUGAAGAUUUGAUAUUGGGAGGCGAAACACGGUGGCUACAUAUCAAAAGCCAGGAUUAGUUGCCUCUUCAUUUCAUCUCCUCUGGCCUGGCCUCGACCAUGAGGCUAGAGCGCGGGUGGCGGGCUUCUCUGGCGCUCACCCUCAACUUUGUGGCGUUUGCUUUUGCCUUAUCAGCGGUGACCACCAGCUACUGGUGUGAGGGCACCAGGAAGGUGGCCAAACCCUUCUGCACAGGACCGCCGGUGAAGGUGAAGCAGUGGUUCUGCAUCCGCUUCAACAGCUCCAACAUCAACGACAGCCGUCUGGUCCAGUACAUCUUUGAGACCGGAGAGGAGAAGUUUCUCUUGAGGAAGUUCCACACAGGCAUAUUUUUCUCCUGCGAGCAGGCCAUCGAUAUGAACGGGUUUGACUGUCGAGACUUCUCAGAGAUCGCACCAGAACAUGAAAGAGGGGUCCUGUGGUUGUGUAUCGUCGCUGAGAGUCUGUACCUCACCCUGCUCUUCACGGGCGGGGCUCUGAUGGCCCUGGAGCAGUGUCCCUGCUUCAGUAUCAUGAACAAACUGAAGCUCAGUGCCUUCGCUGCCAUGUGCACUGCCCUGUCAGGCCUUUGUGGGAUGGUGGCCCACAUGAUGUUUACCACAAUAUUCCAGCUGGCUGUCGCGAUGGGGCCAGAAGACUGGAGGCCCAAGACCUGGGACUACAGCUGGUCUUAUGUCUUAGCGUGGGGGUCUUUUGGCACCUGCAUGGGCUCUGCAGUGACGGCGCUCAACAGGUACACAAAGACCAUCAUAGAGUUUAAGUACAAGCGGCGGAACAUCGAGAAGAGCCUGAUGAUCAAGCAGAAGAUGAUGGAGCUGGACCUCCCAGAGCAGAUGUGGGACAUGUACCUGACUGCUGUGCCCGCCGAUGCUGAGGGGCAGCUGGAACUGCCUGUCAACGGCCACAAACCGUCCACGGGGACGACAUAUGUGGUCGACAUGGACAGUGUACCAGAACAACAAGGAGAGGCCUACUGCUAAACGUAUCUCCCCUCCUGCCCCACUGGAACAGUUCUCGGGGCUGAUGUCCUGGACCUUGAUUGACUCUUGUUCUUGGAUUUAAAUUUCUAAUACAGGAGAAUAUUUGUCUGUUUUUGUUGCUUGCCACACAUAAUGUC
This is a messenger RNA of Scatophagus argus, 1319 nucleotides long. Its product is annotated as germ cell-specific gene 1-like protein. NCBI's taxonomy places the organism in Eukaryota, Metazoa, Chordata, Actinopteri, Scatophagidae. Gene Ontology annotation, cellular component: plasma membrane. The record is from RefSeq and is a predicted model, not a curated record. The transcript is spliced from 5 exons. The coding region runs from base 262 to 1182 and encodes 306 amino acids.